Strigops habroptila (Kakapo) is the source of this 6633-nucleotide messenger RNA. RefSeq names its product acyl-CoA synthetase long chain family member 4 (gene ACSL4). Gene Ontology annotation, molecular function: arachidonate-CoA ligase activity. Bases 545 to 2680 code for a protein of 711 amino acids. NCBI's taxonomy places the organism in Eukaryota, Metazoa, Chordata, Aves, Psittaciformes, Psittacidae. The transcript is spliced from 17 exons. Gene Ontology annotation, cellular component: plasma membrane; lipid droplet; endoplasmic reticulum. The record is from RefSeq and is a predicted model, not a curated record. Gene Ontology annotation, biological process: long-chain fatty-acyl-CoA metabolic process; long-chain fatty acid metabolic process; neuron differentiation.
GGGGCGGCGGCGGCGGAUUGGCCGGCGGCGGGGGCUGGCCCCGCCCCGCUCCCCCCUCGCCUCAGCCAUUUUAGCAGCCGGGGCCGCCGCGGGCCGCGUUCUCAGCCGGCAGCUUCGGGACGUGUGGCCGGGCCGGGCCGGGCGAGCGGCGGUAACGGCCAAGGAGGGCGGCGAGGGGCGGGAUCCUCCGAUCGAGGGCGGGACGGAGCGGAGCGGGGCAGGUCCCCGCGUUGCCCCUCGGCGGCACCUGAGGCGAGUUCCCUGUUGACAUAAACUACAGAACUGCAUUAACUUGCAACAAGGAAGACAGCUGCCACCCCCCAAGAGCCCUGCUCCGAUCUAAUCAACACUGAAAAGACCUCGGUCACUGCUGUCAGAUACCUUGUGUCCAUUGUUGGCUCUCCACGGUUACUAAAAUCUUAGCAACUGUUCUGAAACAGAACGACCUAAGCUUUGCUUAUCCUUGCUGCAUCGUGCUGCACUGCUGCUUUGCUCUUGCCUGCUUCAGAACACAAUAAGAGAUUUUCUUUUGUAAAUAUCUGCAAUGAAACUUAGACUAGAAGUACGUGCCAUCCUCUUGCUGCCUGUGUACUUGUUGAUAUACGUGUAUAGUAUGCUUGUAUUUAUCCCAUGGUAUUUUCUUACCGACGUUAAGAAGAAAAAGGCUAUGGCAAAGCGUUUAAAAGCUAAGCCCACCUCGGACAAGCCUGGGAGCCCCUACCGCUCUGUCACCCACCUUGACUCACUAGCACACAUAAACAUUCCUGGAGCUGACACGCUGGACAAGCUGUUUGACCAUGCUUUGGCCAAGUUUGCGAAGAAGGACUGUCUCGGGACCAGAGAAGUACUGAGUGAAGAGAACGAAAUGCAACCAAAUGGAAAAGUGUUCAAAAAGUUAAUUUUAGGAACUUACAGAUGGUUAUCCUAUGAAGAAGUACAUGAGAAAAUGAAUCGCUUGGGGCGAGGAAUGACUGCCCUGGGACUAACGCCAAAGAGUACGGUUGUGAUCUUCUGUGAGACCCGAGCGGAAUGGAUGAUCAUGGCUCUGACCUGCUUCAAGUACAACUUCCCUCUUAUUACGUUGUAUGCCACCCUGGGGGAAGAGGCAGUAACCUAUGGUCUCAAUGAGUGUGAAGCUGCGUAUCUGGUCACCAGUGUAGAACUUCUUGAGAGCAAGCUUAAGACGGCACUGCCACAAGUCUCCUGCCUGAAACACAUCAUUUAUGUGGACAACAAGAGUAUCAAUAAAGCGGAUUACCCUGAAACUCUGGAGAUUCACAGUAUGCAGACAGUAGAAGAGAUGGGAGCCAAACCAGAAAACACAAGCAUCCUGCCAAGCAGACCUGCUCCUUCAGACUUGGCUUUGGUGAUGUACACCAGCGGCUCUACUGGGAGACCUAAAGGAGUGAUGAUGGUGCAUAAGAACUUAAUAGCUGGAAUGACAGGACAGUGCGAGAGAAUACCUGGACUGGGGUCCAAGGAUACUUACAUCGGUUAUCUGCCUCUGGCCCACGUGUUGGAACUGACAGCAGAAAUCUCCUGCAUCACGUACGGCUGCAGGAUCGGCUAUUCCUCUCCACUCACGCUGUCGGACCAGUCAAGUAAAAUUAAGAAGGGAAGCAAAGGAGACUGCACUGUCCUCAGGCCUACACUGAUGGCAGCUGUGCCUGAAAUAAUGGACAGAAUUUAUAAAAAUGUCAUGAGUAAAGUUCAAGAGAUGAACUAUAUUCAGAGAACUCUGUUCAAGAUAGGCUACGACUACAAACUGGAGCAAAUCAAGAGGGGAUACGAUGCGCCUCUGUGUAACGUGUUACUGUUUAAAAAAGUAAAGGCACUGCUGGGAGGGAAUAUCCGUAUGAUGCUUUCUGGAGGAGCACCCCUCUCACCUCAGACACAAAGAUUCAUGAACAUCUGUUUUUGCUGUCCCGUUGGGCAAGGCUAUGGACUAACAGAAACAUGUGGAGCUGGAACAAUUACAGAAGCUACUGAUUACAGCACUGGCAAAGUUGGAGCUCCUCUUAUUUGUUGUGAAAUAAAAUUGAAAGACUGGCAAGAAGGGGGCUACACCAAUAAAGACAAGCCUAAUCCCAGAGGAGAAAUCGUAAUUGGUGGACCUAAUGUCUCAAUGGGAUAUUUUAAAAACGAAGAGAAGACAACAGAAGACUUCUCUGUUGAUGAGAACGGUCAGAGAUGGUUCUGUACAGGAGAUAUAGGAGAGUUUCAUCCGGAUGGGUCUCUGCAGAUCAUAGAUCGUAAGAAAGACUUGGUAAAGCUACAAGCAGGAGAAUAUGUAUCUCUGGGCAAAGUAGAGGCAGCACUGAAGAACUGUCCAUUGAUUGACAAUAUCUGUGCUUAUGCCAAAAGCGACCAGUCGUACGUGAUCAGCUUUGUGGUUCCUAACCAGAAGAGGCUGACGGCAUUAGCGGAGCAGAAGGGCAUCAGUGGAACCUGGGUAGAUAUUUGUAACAACCCUACGAUGGAAGCUGAAGUCCUGCGAGAGAUUAAAGAAGUGGCAAACAAGAUGAAAUUAGAAAGGUUUGAAAUACCCAUCAAAGUACGGUUAAGCCCUGAGCCAUGGACCCCAGAGACUGGGUUAGUAACGGAUGCCUUCAAGCUGAAAAGGAAAGAACUGAAAAACCAUUACCUCAACGACAUCGAACGAAUGUACGGAGGCAAAUAAACACAUUGUGUUGACCAGGCUGUGCAGAUGGUUCCUUCUCAUGCCUCAAUUUUGGAUGUCUGUGUAUGCUGUAGAUAUCACACAUUCAGAAAAUAUACCAAAUGGAUUACUGUUUCUAUAAUCUGUAUAGAGUACAACAGAGAGUAUCUUAGACUCCAGAUUCUUAAUUAUUAGCAGAUUAGACACUGAUGGUCUUUGUAAGAGUUUUAUGUGAUCAUCUCCAGUUUGGAGACAGACAUGACCAGGUAAUUUUAUCACUAUGUUUCUCUAGCACAUUCAGACUGCUUACAACUUCUCUUUAAUUCAUUCUGAAAUCUGGCCUGUAUUUCAAAGAGAAAAAUUAAUGUAAUGGUGAUGAUUCUUCUGUUACAGUAAGAUACUUAGUGAGAGAGGAAAAGAGUAUUUAAAGUCUCCCUUUCUCCAUUUAAAAAUUAAAACAGUAGUCAAGAAGUUGCUAGAGAACACUAAUAAUGUACCGCUUGAGAAUGGAUGGAUACUUCUGCACAUCAGUUACCAUCCUGAAUAUUUACAGUGCCUAAAAGAGAAUAUAAAGUACACUUACUGAAAUAAAGGUGAACUGAAAAGCUUUCUAAAAACAAGGUAUUUGAGAUUUCAAUCAAGAGCAUUGAAUUAACUCUUUCAAGUUCCAUCUCACCAAAUGGGGUUUUAUUUGCUACUGUAUUUUAAUUCAAACAGAGCUUUCCACUAGGACACAGAGCAUAAAAGAAAACAAAGACUUGCACUGCCACAGGAGGGACUGAUGAGAAAUCAUCACCUGAAUGCGGAAUGCAGAACUUGAUUCUCCACUGCCACAGAGCAGUGACAUUGCUGGGCUGGUGUCUCUAAGUGGAUGUGAAGCACCAGUGAGUGUUUGCUUUCGGGUUUUUUUGAAGGGUGGUUGGUGGUUUUGUUUUUAAGGCACUGAUCCUCUAAACCUUCACAUACAUGUGAGCAAUGGUACAGGUCACCUGUAUGUCAUUGAGAGGGUCAGCGUCUAAACAUCUGAAGUCGCUUUAUGGAAGGUAUUUCCGUUCACCUUUUAACUGCAGUGAGUAUGACAAGGCAACAGAAACCAACAGGAGUUUCCCCAUGUAGUCUUCUUGUGCUUAUAGAAGAGUAGUUGUGACCAGGGAACCUUGAUUUUAUGGAACUUGUAAAAGGGACAAAUCACUCUUUACAGAAAUUCGCUAUAAAAAUGUGCUCUUAUUAACUGGAAGUCAUAGAUGUGAAGAAGUGGGAAGAUACAACUUAAUAAUAGUUCAUCACUUCGUGUGCAGAAUCCUGUACUGUGUCUUCUUUUGACUUGUAGCCAAGCUCCUGCAUUCCUGCUAGCUCUUCACACUUGAACCAUAAGUGCUGUAAAAAGUGGAGGCUCUUGAUACUGUUCUACUUUGCACUUUCUUAAUCGUUUUAUAUAUGUUGCUUACAUUUUGUACAGCUGUGGCCCUCAACUGCUAUAUAUUACAAAUUCAUUUUAAAGUAUUUAUAGAUUUCUAUUCAUAAUAUUUGUGUUGUGUAUAUGAUGGUUAAAAAAAAUAUUUGGUAUUGUCACUGUACAGAAAGUAAAAGGUUUUGUACGAUGCAUCUCCUGAACAUGCUCGCUUGCAAUUCCAGGGUAAGUUUUUCCUUUAUUGCAUGUAUGUGGAUUUUGCUUUUUUCCAGUUCAGAUUUGGCAAAAAUAAGUCAUGGCAGUGUACUCAUCAGCUAAACCAUCCCUUCUCCUUGGGACCAGCUUCAAACUGCCCCAUGCAUAACUUUCUCUGGCCUGUCCAGAACACUGCCAGCUCCCCUUCCAAGAAUGCCAUGGGGAAAGGGAAGUGGAAAAUCUGGUGCACAAAGCUGACUGUGUGUAGUUGUGCAUGGAACUAAACAGUCACUAAACGGAAUGAGGAAAUAGCUUCUCUAAGAAAGAAAAUUGUUUUAAUAUACAUACAGGUAUGACAACAGGAAAUACUUCCCAUGUAAGGAGCAACUUUUUAAUGUGGAGCCACAUUACCAGUUUUUCCAUGUUUCAAAUUGGUCACUAUUCAUCCUAGAAUCAUUACAUAGCCUUUAGUUGGCCUGUUAGCAUCACAAAAGUUAAAUACAUGUAAGAAACUUAACUUGCACUUGAGUCUGUCCGCAGGUCAUAUGGUUUUGGUUUUUUAAACCAUGAAUGUAUUUAUCUGCAAUGUAUUUUAUCAAGACUGCAGCUAUCUUCUGUGUCUACACAUGCGCAAUGUUAACAUUUCAACAGUGGAAUACAAUUUAAAUGGUUCAAAAAGCUGUGUUCUGCAGGCUCUUUUUAUGUUGCACAAGUUGUCUCUAGUUCCUGUUCAGUGCCUCACAUUCUCUCUGAGACUGAGCACACCUUAGGAGAACUUCCCGAAAGCAGCAGCAAUGAGUAUGUGCUACACAUGUUGAAAACAAAGCCAAGCAUGGGCCUGGUUUUUCUUUUCAGAAGUGACCUAAAUGUGCAUAUGCUGCAAAAGGCAAUUUGAUACACAUCAGAUUUUCAAGCCUUUUCAGAGAAGGGGAAGGAUUACAUCAGGCUGCCUUCAAAUAUGGGGAUUAUUUACAAAUGUUGUAUUUGCAGUUUGGCAAGAGCUUUAUCCUGGUUUUUUUUAAUGAAUUCUAAAUACUUUUGUGACAGCUUGUGGAGAAAGAAACAGAGGAUGAGCAAGAAUGCCAUUCUUGUUAUUAGAAAUAAGGAACUAGGAUGCGUAGAUAGGCACUAUAAGUGAUAGACAGUAUAAGGCUUCAAAACCGUUACAGAAUCAUUUAGGUUAGAAAAGACCUUUAAGAUGAUUGGGUUCAACUGUUAACCCCACACUGCCAAGUCCAUCACUAAACUAUGCCCCGAAGGGCGACAUCUACACGUCUGGUAAAUACCUCCAGGCAUAGUGAUACGUGACAGCUACAGAUGAUAUCCUGUGAUGACUGAAAGGGCAAACACUGUGGGACUGAAGUGUGAGGGAGCAGUUCAUUUAUGAAAUGUGAAGAUUCCAGAAAGCUCAAUGUAGCUGCAAGAUCUUUAGAAAGCUGGUUCAGUAUUUAAAAUUACCCUCCUAAGACUGAGAAACAAGUUGAAAGAGAAACAAACUCCAGUUUGGGCAUCUGAUACAAGAUUAUAUUUACGCCUUCUAGUUCAAAAAAACCCAUGGCAUAUCUGGAGUAUAGGUACCAUAAAAGUGGGUCUAGAAAGCUUGAUCUGUGAAGGAAGAUCGUAGUUAAGCUCAGGUGGCCUGAAGAGUGGCAAAUGACAAGAGAGGAAUAACCUUCAGCUACAUACAUAUUACCCUAAGACAGGCACAAGAGCUGUCACCAGUGGAAGGGGAGGAACAGAGAAUAAGUUGACAGUGACAUUUAGUAUUUGAUAUUUUAAAAGAAACACAGAACUUUAAAACUAUUCUCUUCUAAAUGUUGAACUAGUUCCUCCAGAUCCCUGCCACUGAAAGGCAGCAGUCUCAGAGUCGAUACAGGCCGAACAACACCUUUCAGGAACAGCUUCAGCACAGAACUGUAGGCUGGGGCUGGAGCAGGAAAACCUGGUUCCUGCACAUAAUGCAAUAGCAAUGCUGCAUGUAACAACAAGGUGUUAUUAAAUGGCUUGCAGGGGGACAAAAAAAGUAUACACAGAGAAAGUGAUGAGUUAUGCUCUUAAAAGUAGGUGUUAAAUCAACUCAAUACAAGUUUAGUGCCCAUUGCACCAUCUUUGAACAUAACAUGACAGAGCUGCCUGCCAAGGAAGCCAGCAUGUUGAACUGCCAUUCCCAUCAAACAUUUUCUGGCUCUAUAAGGAACAGGACAUGAGUUGAAAAUGUGAGUCAGUAAUUUUCAGACAAGAAACCCCACAAACCCCAAACCUAGCACAUCCCAGAAUGGUUACUUCAAAUAACUACAUUGUAUUUGAAUGAUCAAGCGGUGAUGUUCUGCAAUUACAUGCCAUGCAAGAAAUAAAUUGUCACUACGUA